Schistocerca cancellata (South American locust) is the source of this 1773-nucleotide messenger RNA. RefSeq names its product myrosinase 1-like. Gene Ontology annotation, molecular function: beta-glucosidase activity. The transcript is spliced from 11 exons. NCBI's taxonomy places the organism in Eukaryota, Metazoa, Arthropoda, Insecta, Orthoptera, Acrididae. The coding region runs from base 1 to 1551 and encodes 516 amino acids. The record is from RefSeq and is a predicted model, not a curated record. Gene Ontology annotation, biological process: carbohydrate metabolic process.
AUGUUGAGUCUGGUGGUCGCUCUCUCGGCCGUGUUGGCCACUGGUUUGGCACAGACCGCCACUAACAGAUUCCCUGACGGUUUCAUGUUGGGCGCCGCCACGGCUGCCUAUCAGAUAGAAGGGGCCUGGAACGAGGAUGCACUGAUCGUCUUCUCCAGCGCAGCGGCAGGCGUGCUGAUUCGCACACUCGAGUGUGAGAAGGAAUGCGUCGUCAGCCGCGUCCGUUGUGCAGGUCAGGACCCAACAGCGAGUAGUGCGGGUGGCCAGGCUGCGAACCUGCAGGCGCCAGCGUGCGAUAGCUCACUGACAGCUGGUGCGGCCCGCCCCGAGAGGGACGUGCGCUUCAGUGGGUGCCGACAGCGUACCGUGGCGGUGGGCGCCGUGGAGGCGGGUGCACAGGACCCAAACCAGCAGCACAGCGUACUGACAGAGAGGCGGUACUGCCAGGCGGACGUGUACCGCUUCUCGAUAUCCUGGCCACGUGUCCUUCCAACUGGAGAUCUUGACGUCAUCAACCAGGCUGGCAUCGACUACUACAACAACCUCAUCAACGAGCUGCUCGCCAAUGGAAUUCAGCCUUUGGUGACUAUGUACCACUGGGACCUGCCGCAGGCGCUGCAGUACCUCGGGGGCUGGCCCAACGAGCUGAUGGUCGACUACUUUGUGGAGUACGCCAGGAUACUAUUCGAAAACUUUGGGGACAGGGCAUGGCUCCCUCACAGAACGCCUCCGGAAUCGGCGACUACCUGUCCCCACACACUGCUCAAGGCGCACGCACGCGUCUGGCACCUGUACGACGAGCAGUACAGAGCGACACAGAACGGUAGCGUGGGUAUCACACUUAACAUUGAAGGUCUUGAGCCGGCUACUAAUUCGACAGAAGAUGCAGAAGCUAGCGACAGAGCCCGUCAGUUCCAGAUGGGCAUUUACGCUCACCCUAUCUACAGUGCAGGAGGGGACUAUCCGGCUGUGGUGAGAGAGAGGGUGGACGCCAACAGCGCAGCAGAGGGGAGACCGCGGUCCAGGCUGCCGUCCUUCACGCAGGAAGAGGUCCAGUACAUCAGGGGAUCAGCAGACUUUAUUGGACUGAAUCACUACUCCACAGACUUCGUGACUUCUGGAGUGACUGGUAUAUCGCCCUCCAAAGCCCGUGAUUCCGGCGUCAUCACUUCAUAUAACGAGGCAGUUCCUUGGGGAUUCCGAAGUUUACUGAACUGGAUUGCUAACGAAUAUCCUGGAUAUCCGAUAUUUGUAACAGAGAAUGGUCUGAGGAAUUCAGGAGGACGGAACGACACUGACAGGAUCGACUACUAUAUCGGUUUCUUGGGAGCUCUUCUGGAAGCAGUGAACGUUGACGGAGUUCCAGUGAUUGGGUACACGACGUGGACUCUUAUGGACAACGUGGAAUGGAGUUUGGGAACCAGGGCAAAGUUUGGUCUGUACGAGGUGGAUUUCAGCAGCCCAAACCUAACGAGAACGCCCAAGGAAUCGGCCGGCUUCAUAGCAGAAGUCUACGGGAGCAGAGAGCUGCCAGAGCAAUACUUUCGGUAGGAAGAGCUCAUAGAUGAGUCUGUGAGAGAAAUAAGUUACAUGUUGUAUGUUAUUUCAGGAACUUCUGAAUGUAUUGGGUAACUGAUUACAAAACCAGCGUCAAUACCAGAAGUCUAAGGAAGCAGAGAGCUACCAGAUCCGUACUUUCGGUAGAAAAAGUUCAUAGAUGUAUCUAUAAGUGAAGAAGGUUUUAAACCAUAUGUAACUUCAGAAACUACUGAA